This is a messenger RNA of Acaulospora colombiana, 1380 nucleotides long. NCBI's taxonomy places the organism in Eukaryota, Fungi, Glomeromycota, Glomeromycetes, Diversisporales, Acaulosporaceae. The record is from the annotation of a GenBank genome assembly.
AUGUAUUUACUUGAGGUAAAUCAGCAUUCAGAGCACAUGAGACAGAGGAUUUGGGACUUACAAGCCUUGGGAUCACCAACACCAAGCCUUGACUUUAUCUCUUUCUUUCAAUUCUGGCCAUCGCUGACUCGCCAGUGUAGCACUCAAAAGCUGCGGGGUGUGGAAAAGGCGGGGGAAAGUACGCGACUGUUCAUGGGCUACGAAGUCGUGGUCAAGGGUCAAGUGCUAUUCCAAAAAAUAGAAGGGCAAACAACUCCCAAAGGUUACCAAACGCUGCAUAACCAAUUGAGUGGCGACAUGCUGUCUCGUCGUGCAUUGUCUACUGCAAGUAAGACACUACGAAUAGGACUUAUUCCCGCAGAUGGAAUCGGACGAGAGGUGAUUCCUGCGGCACGCCAGGCCAUUGAAGCACUCGGUUCGACCAUUCCCAAAACAGAAUUCAUCGACCUAGACGCGGGCUUUGAAUACUUUCAAAAGCAUGGAAAAGCUUUACCAGAAGAGACCUUACAGACAAAAACUGAUACUAUAACUUGGAAUAAUGGCAGCUCGCCGUCCACCAAAGUUGCUGGAUAUUCCUCGCCUAUUGUUGCUCUUCGGAAAGCCAUGGACCUCUAUGCAAAUAUCAGGCCCGUUGUCGGCGUGUCAGCUUCUGGGAAGCCCUCAGUGGAUCUCGUCGUCGUUCGGGAAAAUACAGAAUGCCUGUAUGUUAAACAGGAAAAGCUGGAGAAGGACUCCAACGGAAAACAAGUCGCUAAGGCUACUCGGGUAAUCACAGAGAACGCCUCGAGAAGAAUAGGAGAAAUGGCAUUCAAGCUCGCCGCAGCAAGACCUCGAAAACAUCUCACCAUUAUACACAAGUCAAAUGUCCUCUCGAUUACUGAUGGCCUGUUUCGUGAAUCUGUCCGAGAUGUAUCCAAAGGAUGGCCAGAUGUCCAAGUUGCGGAGCAAUUGGUCGACAGUGCUGUGUACAAACUCUUCCGAGAACCGAGCGUAUUCGAUGUAAUGGUCGCUCCCAAUCUCUAUGGUGACAUUCUAUCCGAUGCUGCGGCUGCACUGGUAGGCUCGUUGGGUGUCGUUCCCUCGGUGAACGCAGGAGAUGAUUUUGUUAUCGGCGAACCGGUCCAUGGAUCUGCCCCUGACAUUGCUGGACAAAACAAGGCAAAUCCGAUUGCUUCUAUUCGAUCAGCUGCCAUGAUGCUGAGACAUCUGGGUUAUGAAGAUGCAGCUCUCCGAAUUGAAAAGGCGGUCGACACGGUAUUGAUCGAGGCCACGACGCUGACACCGGACUUGGGAGGCAAGGCUACGACACAACAAUGUAAAUAUCAAGGAGAGAGGAUCGAAACGUUGCUCUCUGGAACUGGUGAAAAGAGAACAAUCUAG